CUAAUUCUUCCUCCAUUUCAAACCUCAGUCACUCACUCACACAAUGAGCAGCGACGAGGCCAGGAGGAACAGCGUCGUCGUUGGUGGCGGAGGAGGAGGAGGAGCACCACCACUUCUUACGGCGAGACCCAACUCCGAAGAUCGAAAGCCAAUGCUCUCCUCUUUAUCCCCACCACCGCCGCCACAAACACCAUCUGCUGCUCCCGCACCCAAGAAAGUCAUCAUCAAGAGUGCUGAUAUGCUCCCUGACAUGCAGAAAGAGGCCGUUGAUAUCGCCGUCGCGGCAUUUGAGAGGCUCAAUGUGGAGAAAGAUGUUGCUGAGCAUAUCAAGAAGGAGUUCGAUAAGAGGCAUGGACCCACUUGGCAUUGCAUAGUUGGUCGCAAUUUCGGUUCGUAUGUGACUCAUGAAACAAACCACUUUGUGUAUUUCUAUUUGGAUCAGAAAGCGGUUUUACUUUUCAAGUCUGGCUAGCCAUAUUCUGAUGGUGAAUAAGAAAGCUGAAAGCUACAAGAAUUGUCUUGUGAUUAUGCUGCUAUAUUGUCUCUUGUAUGUAUUGAAUACUCAGGCACUCAAACUCUUUGUAGGACAUUCUUGUUCUUGUAUAUCUAAUUUUAUGCGAACUGGUUCUUUAGUUUGGAUAUGAAUCAAAUUGCCGAUCUUUCUCUUC
Lotus japonicus is the source of this 668-nucleotide messenger RNA. RefSeq lists its product as uncharacterized. The record is from RefSeq and is a predicted model, not a curated record. The transcript has 3 exons. Bases 44 to 472 code for a protein of 142 amino acids. Lineage: Eukaryota; Viridiplantae; Streptophyta; Magnoliopsida; Fabales; Fabaceae. Gene Ontology annotation, molecular function: dynein intermediate chain binding; dynein light intermediate chain binding. Gene Ontology annotation, biological process: microtubule-based process. Gene Ontology annotation, cellular component: dynein complex.